AUGGCCGAUGAAGCCAAUGGUGAUAAGCGGGCCACGGACUCUCACACCAUUGUGAAUACCUCCGCAUCUCAACACGCCCGCGAUGCCGCCGCCGAGUUCCUGCACAAGAAUCCACAGAGUCGUAUCAUAAUCAAUCCCGCAGACGACAAGCGUCUGCUGCAACGUAUUGAUCUCGUCAUCUUACCCAUCAUGUUGACCGUCUAUUUUCUCCAAGCCCUCGACAAAGCCACCCUGGCAUACGCAUCGGUCUUUUGCCUAAUCGACCACACCGGUAGUACUGUGUAUCUCGCCCAGCUACUUAUGCAGCUUCCGAUGGCAUGGCUGCUGGUGCGACUGCCUAUUGCCAAGUUUAACGACUUUGGGCGUCUUCUGGCGACGAGAUUAUUCUUCGGCGCAUUUGAGGCCAGUGUCGCGCCUAGAUUCAUUGCUAUUAUGCAGACGUGUUUAAUCACCUAUGGCUUGGGGCAUACAGUGUCCCACUUGCACUCCUACCAGAUCAUAUUAAUAUUCUUCGGUGUCAUCACCGUCACCUUAUCGUUCGUCAUGUUGACCUUCACGCCUGACUCGCUAGUUGAAGCCAAUUCUCUCAAGGACAACGACAAGCUCAUUGCGGUUGAGAGGCUGAGGAUGAACCAAAUGGGUGUCGUUUCCAUUCCCUUCGGUGGGAUCUCCACCAUUGAACCUCUCGUCGUUAAGACUUGCGGCUUUGACAACUUCCAAACCAUUUUGUUCAACAUCCCGUUCGGGGCCGUACAUUUGGUUACCACAGUCGGAGAGGUAUUUCUGGCCCAGAAGCUCAAGAAAAUAGGGUCAUUCAUUGCAUUAUUGUGCAUACCCUCGAUAGUCAGCUGCGCGGUUCUCGUGGUGUUGCCUCACGAGGCUUCUCACAGGGUCCCCUUCUAUUCGGCCCCUUUGAUUUACUCGCGGUCUGCACAAAACACCCCUGGUGACACCAAGCCCAAAUGCAUCAACGCGGUGCUCUUCAUCGGACAUUCCACCGGCAAUGUGGUUGGUCCCCUCUUGUAUAGACAGAAGGAAGCGCCAUCGUAUAGUCCGGGUCUCAAGUCGAACCUCGCCCUCUAUGUCGUCAUAAUCGUAUUAGUCGUUGUGACCACACUAUUUACCAUUACUAGUGAUGCGGAUGGGUUGCCUGAGGGUGAGCGGGCGUUUGAAAACUUGUUGGAUUUGCAGAGUGGGGAGUUUGUUUUCGUUGUUUAA
Molecule: messenger RNA, 1218 nt
Organism: Pseudomassariella vexata
Lineage: Eukaryota; Fungi; Ascomycota; Sordariomycetes; Amphisphaeriales; Pseudomassariaceae
Product: major facilitator superfamily domain-containing protein
Exons: 8
Coding region: 1-1218 (405 amino acids)
Cellular component (GO): membrane
Molecular function (GO): transmembrane transporter activity
Source: RefSeq, a predicted model, not a curated record